AUGCCGUCGGAGGUGUCUUCCGUAUACGACCGUCAUUUCCGAUUCAUCGAGAUGUUUUUCCGCCAGAUCCAGCAGCGUUUCAAAAUGAGUCCAUCUGAGUUUUUGUUCGUGAUCUCAUUUUUAGUGAACUUUGUAAUAGGAAAAAUAGUACAUUCGUUGUCACCAGAUGAAGAAGUGUACAACUACUACACGAAUAAGAAGAACGUGCUCAACCAGGUGUUUGUGAAAAACGGCUGGUUCUGGACCACAGCCAACAUUGUCCUAUUCUACGGGAUAGUGUUGUAUAAAGAAAAGAGCAGUGCCAUUAGAAUUAAUAUAGCCAAGGGUGCAGUAAUCAGAUACGUGUUGGCCACAGUGUGGUGGAUCUUUUUUACCCAGUGGUUUUUUGGCUUGCCCAUCAUGGAUAAGGUAUUUGUAUAUACAGGCGGUAGUUGUGUGAUAGAGAAAGAGACUCAUCCUGGUCAGAGCCGUUUUCUCCAUCUUUUCGAAGCAGCAGGCGAAGAGGUUGGCAACAAGUUGAGUUCAACUUCUAUUACUUCCUAUCAUUGCCGAAGGAUCAAGGGAUCCUGGGAAGGAGGACACGAUCCCUCGGGACAUGUAUUCCUUUUGAUUCAUUCUUCGCUCUAUUUGUUUUUGGAGGUGUCUCCAUAUUGGGUGUCUUAUUCUCAUUUCAAGGCUUCGUUGUCUAAGCUUCGUAAAGAGGUUGUUAAGCCUGUGAGUUUAGGUGAAAAAUUCAGUAGCUUUAUAAAAUAUCUGGUUGCAAAUCCACCGAUUGUUGUCGCUAAGUUGAUCACAUUAUGGUGGUUCAUGUUGCUCAUGACCAACAUCUACUUCCAUUCGCUUGGUGAGAAGUUGGUAGGGUUGGUGUUUGGGUACAUUGGCGUAGUGGGAAUUUACUAUGUGCCACGGAUUGUAGAGAAGCAGAAGCAGCAGUGA
Scheffersomyces stipitis CBS 6054 is the source of this 936-nucleotide messenger RNA. RefSeq lists its product as uncharacterized. The record is from RefSeq and is a predicted model, not a curated record. NCBI's taxonomy places the organism in Eukaryota, Fungi, Ascomycota, Pichiomycetes, Serinales, Debaryomycetaceae. The transcript has a single exon. Bases 1 to 936 code for a protein of 311 amino acids. Gene Ontology annotation, cellular component: endoplasmic reticulum membrane. Gene Ontology annotation, biological process: lipid droplet organization; lipid storage; phospholipid biosynthetic process.